AUGCAACCAGAACAACUACCAAUGCAACCAGAACAACUACCAACACAACCAGAACAACUACCAAUGCAACCAGAACAACUACCAAUGCAACCAGAACAACUACCAAUGCAGCCAGAACAACUACCAACACAACCAGAACAACUACCAACACAACCAGAACAACUACCAACACAGCCAGAACAACUACCAAUGCAGCCAGAACAACUACCAAUGCAACCAGAACAACUACCAACACAACCAGAACAACUACCAAUGCAGCCAGAACAACUACCAAUGCAACCAGAACAACUACCAACACAGCCAGAACAACUACCAAUGCAGCCAGAACAACUACCAACACAACCAGAACAACUACCAACACAACCAGAACAACUACCAAUGCAGCCAGAACAACUACCAAUGCAGCCAGAACAACCACCAAUGCAACCAGAACAACUACCAACACAGCCAGAACAACUACCAAUGCAGCCAGAACAACUACCAACACAGCCAGAACAACUACCAAUGCAGCCAGAACAACUACCAACACAGCCAGAACAACUACCAACACAGCCAGAACAACUACCAAUGCAACCAGAACAACUACCAACACAACCAGAACAACUACCAACACAACCAGAACAACUACCAACACAUCGCUACACAAAGAUCUGA
Molecule: messenger RNA, 654 nt
Organism: Candidula unifasciata
Lineage: Eukaryota; Metazoa; Mollusca; Gastropoda; Stylommatophora; Geomitridae
Source: the annotation of a GenBank genome assembly